This is a messenger RNA of Oikopleura dioica, 3582 nucleotides long. The record is from the annotation of a GenBank genome assembly. NCBI's taxonomy places the organism in Eukaryota, Metazoa, Chordata, Appendicularia, Copelata, Oikopleuridae.
AUGAGUAGCGUCUCGGACGACUCUACGAAGGGCAAAAAUGAAAGAAAGCACCCGAUGUUAGACCCAAAAGAAGCGUAUGAAUUCGAAAAAGCUCUCCGUGAAAUGGAAGAGCAUGACAUGGGACGAGGGGAACCGGAUGAGUUUGACGAAUGGGAUGACCAGCAAUAUGCUCCUGCUUUCGUCGCGGGCUACGAAACGUACGAGAAAGAAGAGUACGUCCCAGUUUUGGAGAAUAAGAAUGAAAAUGUAACAUCUGACGAGUAUAUUCCUGUGGCAAUCACUCCUCGGGCCUGCGAUCAGAUUUCUGAGCAGGAGAUAAAACCUGGAGAUGCUAGCUCUUCGUCAUCUGAGGAUGAAGACUAUGAAAAAAUGGUCGCAGAGUUCCGGCCCAAAGUCGAGAAAGUUCGGGAAACUCUUACCCCAGAAGAAAAAAAUGCUUUUGCCUCUCCCUGUGGGAAACAUGACUUGAAGCCCUCCGAGCUCCCUCCCAUCCCUGAUGUCUCCGGCAUGACGAUCCCCGACUGUGCCAAGAUCGAGUUAUUAGGGCAUAUUUCAAGCAUCAUGUUCGAGCCAUCGAUUUUGGCGAUCGUUGCUUCAACAAACACCUCUGGACAGCCUCUUGAUCAGGGGUCUGUGGUUUUCCGUAAAGAUCGAAUUCCUAUUGGGGUCCUGUUCGAGACAUUUGGUCCCGUCAAAAGUCCUUUCCACUCCAUCCGAUUCAAGUCCAAGGAUUAUGUCAAUUCUUUCAAUUUGCAGGUCGGUGAUGAAAUUUAUUUCGCCCAUGAGUUCGCUGUAAAAGUCCAAGUCGAGAUGCUCAAAAGGCAAAAAGGUUGUGAUGCUUCAUGGCAAGACGACGAGGAAUGUCCCACUAAGUUUCUUGACCAUUCUGACGACGAAGCGGAACAAAAAUCUAAGGCCGAAAGGAAAGCCGCUGCGAGGGCUAAGCGUGGUGAACAAGUCGAAAAGCAACCGAAGAAGAAAGAUAUAGACCCAGAUUUGUCGGUCUAUAUUUGUGGACUUCCUGUCGACUUUAGGGAGUCAACAAUUAAAGAUCUGUUCAAUGGCAUCGGAAUAGCUACAAAAAAGGUGAAGCUGUUACGAACGGCUACUGGAGAGACCCGUUGCGCAGCGAUCAUUAACCUCCGCUCAUGCGACGAUGUUUCCAAAUCCAUUGAAAAAUUAAAUAUGCGGAUUACUCUUCCCGGGGCCCAAAUGCCUCUUGCCGUCAAGCAAUAUGAAGAGCGAAAGAAUAGCACUGGUGACCUGGAUAGACCUACCGGGCAAGAUUACAAGGUCACAUUUGCGAGUAACCGAUCUACCAUCACGCGAGGUACAAAAAGGACUUACUGCAUCGGUCCCGAAAAGGAAGCAAACUCAAAAACUCAGCAUACACUUCACAGUGUGCAACCAGACACAGAUGGUGUUAUCGGGGUUGAUCAUGCGUUCGUCAAAAAGGUCGACCCCGCGAGUUUCACCAAAAGCUCUAAUUCGCCUCGAGCUUCUAUCGUCCUUACUGGCGCAAAGGGAAAGAAAGAGGCAGAAAACUCGUCUAAAAUGAAAACAGAAACUGAGGACGUCUUUAGCUGGGGUGCUGAGGUGUCACGGACAACAAAAAAUCCGUACGCAGCGAAGAGAUCUUUACCUCCAGAACUUUUGAAUCCUGAGGCCCACCCUUCGCCUUAUGAUGAUCCCAAGCGUAAAAAACGUAGAACGGGUGCUCAAGGUGUGGUGACCCCGUCGGCGAACUCGAGUAUGAAUGGUCUAAACCCACCGCAAUCACAUCCUAUCCCCCAGCAGAUACAGGACAACAUCUCAGUCCCAGACCAACUUGUUGGUCUGAUCAUCGGGAAGAAUGGCGAGCAAAUCAAUCGGAUUCAACAAGAAACCGGUUGCCGCGUUCAAAUUGUCCCCAAUUCUACUGGAGGAAGUGAGAGACCGUGUACGUUGACCGGUACGUUUCAUCAAGUUCAUCACGCAAAACAGAAGCUGAACGAAAUUAUAACGAGGGGAGGACCACGUGAAAAUGGGAUGAGUUAUGGACAUGGGGAGAACAAGCACCAGGGACAGAUGCAGACUGAGAUGCAGAUACCGCCAGAUAAAUGUGGGCUCAUCAUUGGCAAAGGGGGUAAUACGCUCAAGCAAUUGAUGCAGGAGUUCAAUGUGAAGCUUCACCUUGUACAGGAGUCAGCUGAAAUCACUCGAGAAGAAAAACCGUUGAAGAUCAUUGGGACACCGCAAGCGGUUGAGGCGGCCAAAGGCGCCAUUAUGAAUCUGAUGGCUCAGAAAGACGGUUCCAAACCAGCAACAUCAAUCAUAAAUACGAAAACUGUUGGCCAUUCAAUCGAAGUUUCGGUUCCCAAAGCCGCUGUCGGAGUUGUCAUUGGAAGAGGUGGCGAGAAUAUUUCCAAAAUUCAAAACGAGACAAACACGAGGAUCCAGUUUAAAACCGACGAUCCCACUCAGGACGUGCGCUCAUGCUCUAUCAGCGGCACUCCUGAAGCUUGUCAAAUGGCGAACGAUAGAAUCUCUGAAAUUGCGCGCCAAAAAUUGCAGGAGCAGCAUCCACCUCUCCAUGGCAACAGUGAUUCAAGUUUCAUGCAAGGACAACACUGUGUCGAAUACCCUGUUCCAGCUAGCCGGGCCGGCGUCGUCAUUGGAAAAGGCGGCGAAAAUAUUCGCCUGAUCAAGGAGAACUCUGGAGCGUUUGUUCAAAUCGAGAAAAAUGCUAGCGACAAGGGUGAUAAUUGGAAGACCUUUAUCAUCCGUGGGACGGAGCAACAAAUCCAAGAAGCCCAGAAACUUAUUCAAGAUAAGGCUGGAAUCGGUCCGCCAAAUACGCAUAGCCAAGCAUCGCAUAACAUGGAUCAUUUUCAGAUCCAUGGGAACUCGCAUACAGGCCCUGGUACUCCUACGCAUCAGAUGCCUCAGACUCCUAAUCAGGGAAUGAUUACUCAGUUGACAAAUCAAGUGAAUAAUCUCUCGCUACAUCCGAAUCCUGGCACGCCCGGUCCACCUCCACCAAGCAAUCAGCCUGGUAUUGGCGGGCCGUGGCCUCAAGUCGACCAGCAUCCAGAUUCAGUCAAUCAAGGAUGGAAUCAGUAUCCCAUGUAUGGAGGCCAGCCAGCAAACGGAUGGCAACCUUGGAACACUGGAAACAACCCUCACCAACAGCCCAGAAGUCAGCAACAGCAGAAUCUCUCGAGCCAAUGGGCGCAAUAUUAUGAGCACGCCAAAAUACAAGAUCAUCAUGCUCACUCUUACCAGCAGCCGCAUAUGAUUCAUCAGCAGAACUCGCAGCCCAACAUCUCGUCGGCUGAUCCUGCACAGUGGAGCGAUCCCUACCGUGGUCAUAUGAGUACGGGCUACCACCCCGGACAAGGCUACCCUGGCAAUACGAAUCAGCCAAACUUCCAUCCGGGCGCUUAUCAGGACCUUGGACUCAGUUCGUUACUGGAUAACAGUCUUGAAGCAAAACUCAAUCUCUCAGUGUGCUCAGACUCUGAAUUCGACCCCUUCGAACCCUACGAGCCUUACGAUCCUGCGCUUGACAGCUCACGUUUCACCCCGCAAUCGCAGUGCUAA